CCCUCCCUCGAAAGUUCAAACAGCCGGUCGCAGAAUGCUGUAAGACACCGGCGCGUGCGCACGUGACGCGACCGCGAGUGACUAAAGUGAUUGUACAGUGUUUCCCUGUGGAUUUGCAAUUAAUAGAUUGUCCAAUGGCGACACCGCAGUUCACUUGUUUGUUCGUCAUGUUCACAUUAGUUGUUAAGACGUGUGAUAGUCACAUCUCCGCGCAAGACAUUCCACCAAAUCUCAUGAAGGAAGUAGAGGAUAACAGUCGUUACAAGACAUUGGAAGCAAACGCCACAUUGUUAAAACUUCUUGUGGAUAAUAAAGAUGGUGUGAGCAAAUCAGAAGUAUUCGACAUGUUGCAUUCGAGAGAUGAAGUUGCGGAACAUAUCGACCUCCCUACCUUUCCAGAAGAUGCUGAAGAGGGCCGCGUUGAUGUUCCUAUCAUACCUGACUCACAGGCCGAGUUCUUACAAGCUGGUGAGAUAGUUCGUAAGGACUCAGAAGAAAUGCAGUACUCAGAGGAGCCGGUUGGAACAGCAGCUGGUAUCAUGGUACUCGUAACCCUCACCAUCGUGUGUCUCGCUUACACCGCUCUUAUUGUAUGGAGACGGAUAUACUUGAAGAGAAAUGGCCUUAAACAUGAGCUAUUAAGAAAUGAGGAACUCAUUGCCGAGACUAGGAUAGAGUUGUGAAAGAAGAAACCGUUUGAUAGAGAUCAACGGUAGCUUAUCAACGUUAUCUUCGAGGAAACUGGGAACCAACUAAAGACUGAUUUAAGACAUUACUAUCAUCGUUUGAUUUGAUAAGAAAAACAUGCGUUUUUUUUACAAAAAUAUUAAUACCUAUAUUAGGAAUACCGUCCUCAGUAAUAUAUGUAUAAAAAUUAGUAAAGUAAUCUUUAAAUAAGAAUGAACUAUUUGUAUUAUUUAUUUGUAAAGAACAUGGCACUUUACAUUAAAUUUAGUUCAUAUACACUAAAGCCCUUCGAAUGUAGCUAUGUCAAAUACUCCCGUUAGGUCAAGACAAGAUUGUGACGUGAGGUACGAAUUGAAAUACGGUGUUGAAUAAAUCUUAUUCUUCAAAGGAUCCAAGUAGGAGAACAUGCUAUAUGUAUAGAACAAAUUUGCAUUUUAUUUUCAGUUGGCAACCACCUCAUUUAUACAUUUUCUACUUACUGAUAGUUAUUUACAGUCUCAUUAAUAAACUAUUACAUUGAAAUACUAUUUCAAACAGCAAUUAAACGUACUGUUAUCACUUUUAUGACACUGAGUAUAGUCUUGUUACAUUCAUUUAUACUCUGUGAAGGUUUAUGAAUAAGACAUCUAGUAUGUUAUCUUAAUGUUAAGUUAAAUAUUGGUUUUGUCAAAUAUUUAUAUUGAAUUCUGUUAAUAAAUUCUUAAGGACGUGCCAUAAAGGACGUAUAGUGUGAGAGAUUCAUUAUUUAAUAACUUUAAAUAUGUCUGUGAUUUGAUUAUUUAAUAUGGAAGUAAAUAAAGUGAUACAAGUGAUAAAAA
Pieris napi is the source of this 1505-nucleotide messenger RNA. RefSeq lists its product as uncharacterized. The transcript has 7 exons. The coding region runs from base 135 to 683 and encodes 182 amino acids. NCBI's taxonomy places the organism in Eukaryota, Metazoa, Arthropoda, Insecta, Lepidoptera, Pieridae. The record is from RefSeq and is a predicted model, not a curated record.